Canariomyces notabilis is the source of this 424-nucleotide messenger RNA. RefSeq lists its product as uncharacterized. The transcript has a single exon. Bases 71 to 424 code for a protein of 117 amino acids. NCBI's taxonomy places the organism in Eukaryota, Fungi, Ascomycota, Sordariomycetes, Sordariales, Chaetomiaceae. The record is from RefSeq and is a predicted model, not a curated record.
CUUGAGAUCAUUCUUUCAUUCCUACAUUCAAGAAAAGCAUUCUUGGUACAAUACACUUGACAUCUUGAAAAUGCAUUUUUCCAAGCUCCUCAUCUCCGCCGCCGCCGUCUUCCUUCAAGGCAGCCUUGCAGUCAAUGUCUUGGUCUACAGCGGUCAUGACUGCACAGGCACGGAGACCAAUGUCGCGGUCGACAAUGGUGCAGCCUGCCAUGGCACUGUCCCCCGAUUCAAGUCUUACAAGGAGAAUGGAUGGGGACCGGGCAACGGACAGAGAAUCGCCUUCUACCAAUCGGGCACGUGCGCUACGGAGUCAUUCUUAUACGACACUUACUCGCAUGAUGGAGAUUACUUCCACUCGCACAAGUGCUACAACAUCAACGGCCAUUCGGUUUCGGACUAUGCUGCGAGCAUGAAACUCUAUUAG